UUCAUUCCUUGGAGAGAGAGAGAGAGAGAGAGAGAGACCUUGUUUUCCCCAUCCAUGGCUGACAACCCUGACCCUUUUUCAUCAGGUUGGUUCAACUUCAACCCUCAUCUUCAACAAAACCCUAAUCCUAACUCCAUAAACUCCCAUUCAAACAAAACCACCAAUUUCAACCCUUUUCUUCUCUACCAUCAAUCAUCGUCAUCAUCUUUACACCCUCCUUCCCCAUCCAUUAGAGAAGCUCUGCCACUGUUGAGCUUAAGUCCCACAAACCAAGAGGAACAAGACGAUGAUGAAGACCAACGGCAGCCAUAUUCACGCUCUUCCAUGGAUGAUGAAGAAACCGUCACCGUUGCACUUCAUAUAGGGUUACCGAGCCCUAGCGCUUCGGAGUUGGCUUCGGUUUUAUCGUCUUCGGCGGAGUGUACCGACAAAGACGAUGAAUUACCGGCUAAUAGACUCAACAAAGGACAGUACUGGAUCCCUACCCCUUCUCAGAUUCUUAUAGGCCCUUCACAAUUCUCUUGCCCCGUUUGCUUCAAAACUUUCAACCGAUACAACAACAUGCAGAUGCAUAUGUGGGGGCAUGGAUCUCAGUACAGGAAAGGUCCAGAAUCACUAAGGGGAAUUCAACCAACAGCAAUGCUAAAGCUGCCAUGCUACUGUUGUGCACCGGGUUGCCGGAACAACGUCGACCAUCCUCGGACGAAGCCGCUAAAAGAUUUCAGAACUCUGCAAACGCAUUACAAGAGGAAACAUGGGAUAAAGCCGUUUAUGUGCAGGAAAUGUGGGAAGGCGUUUGCGGUGAGAGGGGACUGGAGAACGCAUGAGAAGAACUGUGGGAAGCUUUGGUAUUGCAUCUGUGGGUCGGAUUUCAAGCACAAGAGAUCUUUGAAAGAUCACGUUAAAGGGUUUGGGAACGGUCAUCAAGCUUAUGGGGUUGAUGAUUUGGAUGAAGAAGAUGAGCCUGCGUCUGAAGUUGAUGAACAAGAAUCCAUGCACUGAUUCCAUUGUUAGGCUAAGUUUCUUGUAAAUCCAUUUCCUUUUUCAAACCGCUGAUUUGAUUCCGUAAUUAGAGAAGCUGAA
Messenger RNA from Hibiscus syriacus, 1083 nucleotides. RefSeq names its product zinc finger protein WIP2-like. The transcript has 2 exons. Gene Ontology annotation, biological process: anatomical structure development; regulation of gene expression. The record is from RefSeq and is a predicted model, not a curated record. Gene Ontology annotation, molecular function: DNA-binding transcription factor activity. Lineage: Eukaryota; Viridiplantae; Streptophyta; Magnoliopsida; Malvales; Malvaceae. The coding region runs from base 55 to 1002 and encodes 315 amino acids. Gene Ontology annotation, cellular component: nucleus.